Messenger RNA from Oryzias latipes (Japanese medaka), 1643 nucleotides. RefSeq names its product cytochrome b561 family, member D1 (gene cyb561d1). Gene Ontology annotation, molecular function: transmembrane monodehydroascorbate reductase activity. NCBI's taxonomy places the organism in Eukaryota, Metazoa, Chordata, Actinopteri, Beloniformes, Adrianichthyidae. The record is from RefSeq and is a predicted model, not a curated record.
CAUUUGAUUACUUGUCUAAAGCGGAAGUGGUCAAAUUACGCGAGCACCGGGUUUUCGCUCCUCGCGCUCGUGUCGAUACGAGCAUCUUUUAUUAUGAAGGAGCCAACACUGAGGCUGAACCGGUUCUAAGGAAGACACUGCUCGGUGACGAGCUGGGUCAGAACCCACAAGCAAGCGCUAGGGGAGAAAGACUUACACCGGAAGUAGACAUGCCGAAAGUGCGCGCGCGGCUCUACCCCUGAGGCGCCCGGUUCGAUUUGUCCCGGUUCUGCGCCAGCAUGCCCUCGGACGUGGAGUACAGUCCGGUUGGGGAAGGGCUCGGCAUGCGUGACUUUUGGCUGUACGCGUGGAUGCGCAGGGCCGCCGUCGUCUCCGCACACUUGACGUCGCUGGGCCUGACUGUCACCGUGAGCGUGCUGUCCAGACCCGGAACCAGUCUGUUUUCUUGGCAUCCAGUGUGCAUGACUGUUGCUUUCUGCGUCUUCAUGACGGAGGGACUGCUGCUCUUCUCUGCAGAGGGCUCUCCAUUCUGCUUCAAGUCUCGGAAGGGGAAGGUGCGAGUCCACUGGCUGUGUCAGGUUCUGGCUCUGACCGCUGCAGCCACGGGGCUGGGCUUCAUCAUCGCCAGCAAAUCAGUUUCAGAGCACCCCCACCUGACCAGCUGGCACAGUCUGCUGGGCUCCUGCACACUGGCCUCCACACUACUUCAGGCGGGUUUUGGCAUCUGCGUGACCUUCCACAAGGAGCUGCACCUCUCCUUGCCCCCCUCAAGACUCAAGCUGUACCACGCCACCUGUGGGUUGCUGGUCUACCUGCUGGCCACCGUCACAGUGGUGUCCGCCCUUUUCUCUGACUGGUUCCAGGCCAGCGUGAAGGGACCUGCCUGGUGGGUCUUACUGCUGCUGCCCUUCUUCCCUGCUUUGGUAGUGAUGAACCAGAUCACAAACGCCUACCUGCCCCGCAAGAAGAUGAGCAUCUAGAAGGCAGCAGACUUUGAUGGGGAGGGGGUUCAGCUUUGAACAGCCAGUGUCCUUUUUUAACAGCACCUCAAAUUUGAAUGUAUUAUUGUUUUUUUUCAGGAUCAGAUUUGUAAGGUUCCCUUGCAUCUAGUUUAAGGGCUUUGAGGAUUCCAGCCUCAACAUGACUAUUAAAGAUCAGGGCGAGCAGAGCGUGGAAUCAGGUCUGCUGGAUUUUCAGAUGAAGACUAUUUUUUUUUAGAGGAUUUUUGUGCACUGAUGUGGGUGCUGUGCGCCUAACCCAGUAUUGCUGGAUGACUAGUAACCAUGAAGACGAAGGAGUUAUUAUACACAUAGGAGGAGCUCAUAGAAGGGUUAAAUGAGGCAUUUUUAAGUGGGGGAAGGGAGGGGGUUCAGUGCAUAGUGUGGAUGCUGGAAGAUUUACUGAUGAGUUACUAUGAUUUAAUGUAUUUAUUCAUUCUGCUUUGUUUUAUAAGACCGCUCAUUGAAAAUCCUUUUAAAAAAACAUAAAUCCUACUUUUGUCAUAAAGAACAGAAAUAUGUAGAAGAAACACUUGAGUGGGACAAUUUUAUAUGCGGGGAGGUGUGUGGAUGAACCCUGACGGAGCAACUACAGAAACAUGACAGACGCUACUUUCACUAAUAAAUUAUUUUUCUCAGUUUCUA